UUAUUUUUCCAAUUUCUCGUUUAGACUUCUGUCAAAAAGAAAAGUCAAUACGAUAUUCACAUAUCAUUCUUGAAUAUAUUUUUCUGAAAAGUAAUUAAGUUAAAAUAAUUACUUGACUAUGUCGCGUAUAAGUAUAAUAUUGUUGCUAUUUGCUGUGCUAUGGAAUAAUCUAGGUUUUUGUUAUACAACUGCAGAUGUCGAAAUAAGUACACCUGUGAACGAUGUUAUUUCGGGAAGUGAGGAACAAGAGUCCUCAGUGUUCUCCAAGGAAAAGAUCAACAAAGCCAUAGAGAAUAUAGAAGAAAUAUCAUCUACAGCCGAAAAUUCUAACCGAAAAGGGAUCUUGCCAGUAGAGGAUAUCGAAAAAAUGUAUAACGCAAUGAAUGCCAAUUUUGAGGAUAUUAUAGAAAUGUUAGCAAAUCCUAAUAAUGCAUAUGAAUUUUUGCAAGCCAAAGGCUUAGAUCGAAUUAUGAUAACAAAUAUAGAAACUCCAUAUACCCCUUUACGGAAUACUAUUUUGAAUUUGCUUAAAAUCUUAUUCGAUGUUGCGCCCUCGACGGCGGACGCCGUGAUGCCUGCUAGGAUGAUAGAUAAAGUCCUUGAUAUAUUCGUAACUGAUGACGAUUUGACUGUAAAAGAGAACGUAGUGGAUAUUCUAGAUAUUUGGCUACCAGAGAAUCCAAGAGUACAAGCGAGAGUAAUGAAGAUCAAGGGCUUAGUGCCGUUCUAUGAGCAAAUAUCAAAGCUUGAAGUCCGUGGUGUCCGGACGCUGCUUAACUUGUUCAACAAGAUUUUAAAGGAACAUUUAGAUGUCCGUUACAAGAAGCCUCAGAAAAGUAAGCGGGACGGUGAGGAAUUAAAACUGUAUCAGAGAAUUGGCCUAAUAGAGCACAUGUCUAGAAAAGAAGUAUGUAAUGGUCUUCUAGAAAUUUUUAGAUUCACCUGGCAUUCUGAGCCUGAGAACGAAUUGUCUGUGCUCAUUUUGGACUUGUCCACCAAGGUGGCACCUUUCUGUCUGAAUGCUUUCAAGGGCAAACUGGAGGCAGAAGAAUUAUUUGAUAACUUCUUGAAGUAUCUAAAAGAACAAGAUAGGCAGGAGUAUUUGGCGAAGUUUGGUAUGAAUGCGUCUGACAUUGAAACUAUAGUUACAAAUUACCUUGACAGUCUGAAGCAGGUCAGCGAAAUGAAAGAUGAAUUUUAGUGUUCAUGUGUUGUCAUUUGAUGUAGGUAUAGAUGUUAAAUACAAUG
Messenger RNA from Plodia interpunctella (Indianmeal moth), 1248 nucleotides. RefSeq lists its product as uncharacterized. Bases 119 to 1201 code for a protein of 360 amino acids. The transcript has 2 exons. The record is from RefSeq and is a predicted model, not a curated record. Lineage: Eukaryota; Metazoa; Arthropoda; Insecta; Lepidoptera; Pyralidae.